AUGGAUAGAGAGAACCGACGGCGCAGUUCCGGACGACGCGUGUCAUAUAACUAUAAGGAUGCCUUCAGAAACCUCGAACUUUCGGGCUCUGAGUCAGAAGCAGAAGAGCAAGACGCUGGUGAAGUUGAAGAGCCAGACGAAUUCGUGCCGCCCGCCGAAGAGGACGACGAUCCAGAUGAGUUCGUAGCAGAUGAGGAAGCGGAAGAAGAAGAGACGAAAGAGGAUGAAGAAGACCAUCCAUCAGGCAAGGACUUUGGAAAUGUCCUGCGCGGAGAUUCCAGCAUCCUCGAGCCUAAUGUCGCUCUCGGUAGUGCCCCUACUGCACCCAUCCGAUCAGCGAAAACAGGAUCUCUACGCACCACCGGCUUAUCAGGUGUCCGCUGUGUCGGUACCCCGGGCGUUGCGGGCGCGCGAUAUAUUCCCAUAGGCGCUAAAGCUGUCGGUGCACCGACUACAACUACGCGCCAGAGGGCUGUAGGAGAAUGGCGCGAGGGAGGUCAAGAGAGUCGAUUGAAAAACCUAUUCGGGCCUACGAGUGAAGAUCUGCGUCCCGUCUUCGAGACCAAGAAGAGAUGGCUCUCUCAAGAGACAUUACCGAGUCGAUCGUUCAAGCAUUUAGCGUCAUCACCAUUUGUCGCGGAAGAAGCUAGAGCAAAAGACACCAAAGGCUUACGCCAAUGGUACGCCGGGUUUGGACGAGCCGCCUUCGCUCAUGGCCAGCAAACCGGGCGAAAGACUGAAAAAGAGGCACAGGAUUACUUGGUGAAUCCUGGACCGGAUUCUCUAGAUCUACUAAUGGGCAGCCUAGAUAAUCAGCGCGUAAUUUCGAUCGAGAAGGGUCAAUACAUGAGCGCCGCAACUCCAUUUGCACCGGAUAACAAGCGGAAGGGUUGGGUCUUCCACCUAGGUUCACGGGUACAAGACGCAGAAUGGGCUCCAAACGAGCACGGAUCUACGCAAUAUCUUGCGGUUAUUGUCGAUCAGGACGAUACGGCCUCAAAGAAGCACAAACAUCUGGGGAAUCCAAAAGCACCUGCUUUCACGGCAACGCACUCUUUCCCCGCGUCAAUACAGAUCUGGGCAUUUGAUUCGACUAAAACGGGAAGCCUGGAUCCAAAAAAAGAACCGCGGCUCGCCCUUGUCAUCUGCACAGACUGGGGAGCCCCUAAAACAAUCAAGUGGUGGACCAUAGGCGCUCAAGACUCUCUUGAACAAGACCAGGACUGCCCUGUCCACCUUGGGUUGCUCGCUGGUAUCUGGUCUGACGGGAUGGUCAGGGUACUUGACGUCUCACUAGAGCAGUCCAUGGAGAACCCCUCGGCGACUCAGUAUUUGCACUACAAGAAGGCCGCCCUCGAGCUUGCCUUUAAUGGCCCAUGUUCCACAGACAAGGCUGGGAAGCCAGUAGAAAAAUUGAGUACACUGCCAACCUGCUUAUGUUGGCUCUCACCUACUACGUUCGCAGUCGGAACCGCGUCCGGCAAUGUUAUGAUAUGGUCGCUCACCCAGCCAGGAAUGUUCCCUUCGUCGGACACGCCAGACACCGAAAGUCAUCAUCCUCAGCCCUGGUUGCACAAACAGCUCGCAGACACCUACAUCAUCACUAUCUCUUCCGGCUACCCUUCUCACCCACAAUUCCUCUCUCUAACAACGGCCGACGGCUUCGCGCGCCUCAUCGACCUGCGUGCUCCCGUCGCAGACGCUAUAUCAUCCCCUCGCGGCCGCAUGCUGGUACAUUCUCAAUCCUGGCACGAACACACACAGUCCUUCGUCAUGGUCGACGAGUAUUAUAUGCUCAAGCACAGCACGCUGCGACGCUACCACCAGGCUAUCUAUACGUUCAGGACGGAUAGCACGCUUACGGCGGUUGCGACGAGCCCAGUUCAUCCAGCUGUCUUGAUCGGGACCUCGGACGGGAGUGUGGCGGCGACGAAUGGUCUGUGUAAGAUUCUGAACGCCAAGGAAAUUCCCUGGAGCCAGAUGUGGUUCAAGCAUGAGUGGAGGAAGCCGAUGAGAGAGUUGGGGAGGGACGCUGCUGCUGAUCUUGCCGUGCCAUCAGAUAAACGGGGUGGAGGCGAGGGACCUUCUCCCGCUGAUCCUGUCAUGCUAUCGCGACCACUCACGCGCAUCACUGAGGGUUAUAAGCCCGUGCAAACAAGUAUGCAGUACCCAGACUCGACAAAACGGCACAAGGACGGCGCAAGAUUCAUUACCAUAUUCGAGGAGAAUUCUGCUGCGACGAGGGUAGCGUGGAAUCCAAACCUGAGGUAUGGGACAUGGGCUGUUGCGGGGAUGCAAAGCGGGAUGAUGAGGGUCGAAGAUUUGGGUGUCUAG
This is a messenger RNA of Didymosphaeria variabile, 2334 nucleotides long. RefSeq lists its product as uncharacterized. NCBI's taxonomy places the organism in Eukaryota, Fungi, Ascomycota, Dothideomycetes, Pleosporales, Didymosphaeriaceae. Gene Ontology annotation, molecular function: protein binding. The transcript has 2 exons. The coding region runs from base 1 to 2334 and encodes 777 amino acids. The record is from RefSeq and is a predicted model, not a curated record. Gene Ontology annotation, cellular component: transcription factor TFIIIC complex. Gene Ontology annotation, biological process: transcription by RNA polymerase III.